AUGGAAAAGGGUUCUAAUUGCACUGUACCAGGCAUAAAGAGCCCCGCGACGCGGUCAGGAAUAUUUGGUCAUCUUGUAGAACUAUCGGUAUAUUUUCCCAACAUUCCUAAGUUUUCUAAAUUUCAUAGAGAAAAAGAAAUACUAAUGUUAUGGGUCUUUGUCAAAGUGAAGAGGAAAAAAAAACUACACGAAAGAAGUAAAGGGAUUGAUCGCGAAAUUAAUGAAAGUGCGAUCGAAAGUGCCAAAGCUAUCAAACUGCUAUUACUCGAUACUGGUGAUUCGGGUAAGAGCACAUUGCUAAAGCAGAUGAGCAACGUUUGGUUGUAUUCGAAUACAAUUCAUGCAAUGGAUGAUAUCUUAAAAGUUAUGGAACGGUGUAGUAUUAAAUUCAGUGAACCAGCCAGAAAGGAUGAUUCAGCUGUCAUUGCUCAAGCGAUUAGCACAGAAUCGAAGUCAAUAACUUAUGAGAUUGCAACAGCAAUCAAGAAUCUGUGGCAAGAUCCUGCAAUUCAAAAUAUUUACGAAAGAAGACAUGACCAUAAUCUACAUGAGUCUGCCAAACAGUUCGGCUUAAUUUAA
Messenger RNA from Brugia malayi, 579 nucleotides. RefSeq lists its product as uncharacterized. NCBI's taxonomy places the organism in Eukaryota, Metazoa, Nematoda, Chromadorea, Rhabditida, Onchocercidae. Gene Ontology annotation, biological process: adenylate cyclase-modulating G protein-coupled receptor signaling pathway. The record is from RefSeq and is a predicted model, not a curated record. Gene Ontology annotation, molecular function: guanyl nucleotide binding; G-protein beta/gamma-subunit complex binding; GTPase activity. The coding region runs from base 1 to 579 and encodes 192 amino acids. The transcript has 5 exons. Gene Ontology annotation, cellular component: heterotrimeric G-protein complex.